This is a messenger RNA of Coregonus sp. 'balchen', 15251 nucleotides long. Lineage: Eukaryota; Metazoa; Chordata; Actinopteri; Salmoniformes; Salmonidae. The record is from the annotation of a GenBank genome assembly.
AUGCCAGUGCAGGCGGCCCAAUGGACAGAGUUCCUCUCCUGCCCCAUCUGCUACAACGAGUUUGACAGCAACGGCCACAAGCCCAUCAGUCUGGGCUGCUCACACACCGUGUGUAAGACCUGUCUGCACAAGCUGCACCGCAAGGCCUGCCCCUUCGACCAGACUGCCAUCAGCACUGACAUCGACCUCCUGCCAGUCAACUGUGCCCUGCUACAGCUGGUGGGAGCUCAGGUGGGUACAGCACGUCUUGUUGUUGUUUUUGUUGUUAUUGUUGUUGUGGUUCUUCUUCUUCUGAUGACGAUGAUGACGAUAAUGAUAAUGAUGAUUGUGAUGAUAAUGAUAAUGAUGAUUGUGAUGAUAAUGAUGAUUGUAAUGAUAAUGAUGAUUGGGGUGAUGAUGAUGAUUGGGAUGAUUGGGGUGAUAAUGAUGAUGAUGAUUGGGAUGAUUGGGGUGAUAAUGAUGAUGAUGAUUGGGAUGAUUGGGGUGAUAAUGAUGAUGAUGAUUUGGAUUAUUGGGGUGAUAAUGAUGGUGAUGAUUGGGGUGAUAAUGAUGAUAAUGAUAAUGAUGAUGAUGAUUGUGAUGAUAAUGUUGAUGAUGUUGUGUGUUCCCAGGCUGUGGAGUCCCAGCCUGUGUCUCUGAGCAGUGCUGUGGAGGUAGAUCACUAUGAGGUGUGCAGGGUGUGUGUGGAGGAGCUGGCUCUCUACCUCAAACCCAUCAGUGGAGGAAAAGGUACCAGAACACCGAAAUGUGGUGAUAAAUGCAUCUGUAUGUGUGUGUGUGUGCAUGUGCGUGUCUGUGUCCGUGUGUGUGUUUCCAGACAAAGAGGUGCUCUCUACUGGUGACCCUGUGUUCAGCACAGUGGGUUUCUUCCUUCUGAGGGGACACUGAGCUCAGAGCAGUGUACGUGUGUGUGUGUGUGUGUGUAUGAGUGUGUGUAGUUGAUGUUUAGGUUAGAGGAACACAGCAUUUCCUGUUAUUGUCAGGGUCUGAGCUUACUGUGGUGGGAACAUUUGCAUCAGAGCAUGUAGGAGCAGCUAGACCCAGGAAACCCAUGCACUCUGUAAGGCCAGACGGAACAUGGGUCCCCCACACCAACACAAAGCCUGAAACCCCACAUUACAUCAACAGGAAAUGUAAUGAGCUGUGUCGAAAGUAGUUUGAGUUGAAUUAGUUUCAUUUAAAGGAAUCAUUUAAUUAGAUGACAAGAUUAGAUUAGACAACAAAAAAGUAAAUUGACAAAAUGUAAAGAAGUGAAACUAACAAUAUGACUUUGCCCUGCAUGUAAUUUCAUAUUGCAUAUUUUAUUAUACCUCAUUCUCAGAUAAACAGUAUAUUGUAGAGUAUAUUAUCUGUAGCAAUUAUUGCAGGGUGGAGGAUGGAAAAUCCUUCUCCCAGGACCUAUAAAACGCUGGGUGUGUGACGGGCGGUAGACCUUGAGCCCAGUCCUGUUUUCCCAUCAAUGCUUUUAAAAGUCAAUAUCGGAGGGGAAUUGCUCUGUUUAUUGGGUGUAAUUCACCUGGAAAGCUGAGAGUGCAGUUAAAUUCCUCGGCAGCUCUGUCAACUGUUUUUGUGAUGAUCACAGAAUUGGAGAGGAGACAGUGGUCAUCCAUCCCUGGUCUUUUAUAGACUCACUGUAAUAAAGGGUUUUAAGACACUUUUGUUACCACUUUGUCCUGCUAUGGGACAUUUAUUAGAGGAAGAGAGGGUUUUUUCUAUUGCGGCAGCACUAACAAACUACAUAAAUACAGUUUCUCCAUCCCCAUAAAGACUUGUUUUAGACUAGGAUUAAACUUUAGCUCUGGUAAACAAUGACAGAGUGUGGGAAAAUCUAUCUGUAGUAGUAUGUCAGUGUGUGUGAGUGUGUGUCUGUGUCUGUGUGUCUGUUCAUGUGUCUGUGCGAUCGUCCGUUUUUGUGUGUAUUUCAGUAUUUAUGUUUCUGGCGCCGUCUUCUGACGUUUGACCCCUUCCUCUCCUUCAUCCAGGUGUGGUGACCCUCAGUCCGAGCAUGCUCAGUCGGCCCAUGCAGAGGAAGCUAGUGACGCUCGUCAACUGUCAGCUGGUGGAGGAGGAGGGGCGGGUGCGGGCGGUGCGGGCGGGCAGGUCGCUAGGGGAACGUACCGUUACAGAGCUCAUCCUGCAGCACCAGAACCCACAGCAGCUCUCUGCUAACCUGUGGGCUGCAGUCAGGGCACGGGGAUGCCAGUUCCUGGGGCCUGGUGAGUGGAUGAUACACCUUUCAGUCAUAUGACAAACUGGGGUGAUAGGAUAAUACACCUGUCAAUCACAUGAUGCUUCAGCAUGCUUUUCUCUCCAUGCUCUAUCCUCCCUCUCUACUAUGUUCUAUGAUGCUGCAGCACUAUGGUGUCUUAUAAUGAUUACUUAUAGGGCAGAUCCUGAGUGAGGGAACUCUGUUUCUCACACCUGAUCUGAGUUUUGGGUUUCCAGUCUGAGGACACCAGUAGAACACAGUAUCAUUUCCUACAGUGUCAUAGGAUUCCCUCUUGCUGUAAAAUAAAUGGUGAAGUGUCAGAUAUGUACUUAUAUGUAUUAUGUAUUCUUUUAUUUUUUUUGGUACCUUUAUUUUAUCAGGUUAGUCUCAUUGAGAUUAACAAUCUCUUUUACAAGAGAGACCUGGCCAAAAUAGCAGCACACAAAGUUUCAGACACAUUUACAACAUAAAACACAAAGCAUAAUAAUACAUAAAUAAAGCAUAGUGAUAUCAAUAAUACAGCAUAGUAAUAUCAGAUACUAUGUAGUAUGUACUAGUACUUAAAUAAUUACUUAAUCCUCUUCAUCCCCAUUGGAACAUAAGGCCACUGAUAUGUACUAGUAGUACUUCAUUAGUACUAUGCAGUAUGUAAUAGUAGUACUUCAUAAGUACUAUGCAGUAUGUAGCUACAUGACGACAGUUGCGUGUGUCGUUUGAAACAGCCACGCAGGAGGACGCUCUGAAGCUGGUGUUGUUGGCUCUAGAGGACGGCUUAGCUCUGUCCAGGAAAGUUCUGGUGCUGUUUGUGGUCCAGAAGCUGGAGGCUCGGUUCCCUCAGGCCUCCAAGACCUCCAUAGGACAUGUGGUCCAGCUACUCUACAGGGCCUCCUGCUUUAAGGUAAGACCUAUUCUACUGUAUUGGUAUAUUAUAUUGUAUAUAGUAUGCGCUGACAUGCACUUAUGAUGCACAUAGGCAUGCAAAUACACACACACGCAUACACAUGCAUGCACACACACACAAGUCACUGACAUCGAUAACAGUCUCCAUAUCGUUGUAGCGUACAGGCUGUCUUGCUUUAAUAUAGGGGUGAUAGAAAGUACUCUGAUUCAGCGGUUUUAUCAUAGUGCUAAAAAAUCUUUAUCUUACAAAAGUGCUACAGACAUCAAUAGGCACCAUGCUGUACGGUACCACCAGUCACAUUUGAUCAAUGAAGCACUUUGAAGAAGAGCCACCUUCUGCCUCUGCCACUCAUCAUGCCCAGCAGUGGAGAAAGCUUCUGAGUGUCACUUACCAUGAGUUCCUGAAUCUCUCUGGGAGAUUUCAAAUUCACAUCUUUAGUUUAGAUUUAUAUUGCCAAUUAUGACAAAUUAGCUGCCAAUGGAAACAUGUUCCACGUGAAAUGACUCAAAAUGGUCCUCUCUCUGCAUGAAUCCAAGAUGGCAUAGCAGUGCGGUCGUGUACUCUGUGUGUGUCCGUGUAAAUAGCCUGUUUGUAUUUUUUGUGUAUUUUUCGUACAUAUGGCCCUAUCACACUUUUCACCCUUCUACUAAAUAUACUUUCCUGCAACCCGCCUCACUCAAUGUGUAACGGAUUCUAUUAUUGACUUACCUUUUAUCUAGAAUCUCCAGUUGAAACUAGCUAGCCAGCUAACUAGCUACUUGCUAUUAGCCACCGUUAGCGUUUUUCACCCAGAACAUCGGAUUAUCUGUGGGAAUAACUGAAUCAUUGGACAUUAACACCGGAUCACAACUAGCUAGCCGCAACCGAAUGGAUGUUGCUGUUGGCUAAUCACUACUGCCCCCGAAGCAAGCACCAGUUAGCCUUGAGCUAGCCUCGAGCCAGGCCCAUCUACUGGCUAUCUACCUCUCUGUCAACCGGACGGGACCUCCUAGAGUCGACACGGAGCCCCGCCGAUCCAUCACGACUGGUCUGCCGACGUAAUCGUCUGUGGUUUCAACAGGCUUCCCAUUGCGACGACCACGAAGAUCCAUCUGCUAGCCCCGGCCCGCUAGCACACGCAAACAACAGCCGUGCUUCCUGCUAGCCUGUGCUGUAGCACCAAUUCGAACUGCUCUCGGACUCACAUAUUGCUGUUCACUGGACCUUAUGAUCACUCAGCUGCACAGCUGAUGCCUGCUGGACUGUUCCUUUACACGUUACCCUGUCCUGUUUAUCUGUUUAGCCUCAGCCCAAACUUUCAUCGCCAUUACCAGUUGUUGUCUUAGCUCUCUCGAAUAACACCUGUGAUUGCUUUAUGCCUCUCUCCCAUGUCAAUAUGCCUUGCCUAUUGCUGUUCCAGUUAGUUCUUAUUAUAGAAUUUCACUGUAGAGCCCCAAGUCCCUCUCAAACUGCCUCAAAUAGUUCCUUUGUUCCACCCCCCAUACACACGGAGACCGGCUCAAUCGGUGCCUCCAGUGAUGCUAUCUCUUUCAUUGUUACCCAACUCUUAGGUUUACCUCCACUGUACUCAUAUCCUUCCAUAUCCUUGUCUGUACAUAAUGCCCUGAAUCUAUUCUACAACGCCAGGAAAUCUGCCCCCUUAAUUCUCUCUACCCAACGCACUAGAAGACCAGUUCUUAAAGCCUUUAGCCGUAUCCUUAUUCUAGUCCUCCUCUGUUCCUCUGGUGAUGUAGAGGUUAACCCAGGCCCUGCAGCCCCCAGUAUCACUCCUACUCCCCAGGAGCUAUCAUUUGUUGACUUCUGUAACCGUAAAAGCAUUGUUUUUUUGCAUGUUAACAUCAGAAGCCUCCUCCCUAAGUUUGAGUUAUUCACUGCGUUAGUACACUCCGCCAACCCUGAUGUUCUAGCAGUGUCUGAAUCCUGGCUUAGGAAGGCCACCAAAAAUUCAGAAAUGUCCAUCCCCAACUACAACAUUUUCCGUCUAGAUAGAACUGCAAAAGGGGGUGGAGUUGCAAUCUACUGUAGGUCUAUCAUACUAUCCAGGUCUGUGCCCAAACAGUUUGAGCUCCUACUUCUAAAAAUCCACCUUUCCAGAAAUAAGUCUCUCACUGUUGCCGCUUGCUACAGACCCCCCUCAGCCCCCAGCUGUGCCCUGGACACCAUAUGUGAAUUGCUUGCCCCCGUCUAUCCUCAGAGUUCGUACUGCUUGGUGACCUAAACUGGGAUAUGCUUAACACCCCGGCCAUCCUAUAAUCCAAACUAGAUGCCCUCAAUCUCACACAAAUUAUCAAGGAACCUACCAGGUACAACCCUAAAUCCAUAAACAUGAGCACCCUUAUAGAUAUCAUCCUGACUAACUUACCCUCUAAAUACACCUCCGCUGUCUUCAACCAGGAUCUCAGCGAUCACUGCCUUAUUGCCUGCGUCCGUAACGGGUCCGCGGUCAAACGACCACCCGUCAUCACUGUCAAACGCUCCCUAAAACACUUUAGCGAGCAGGCCUUCCUAAUUGACAUGGCCCAGGUUUCCUGGAUAGAUAUCGAUCUCAUUCCAUCAAUAGAGGAUGCCUGGUUGUUCUUUAAAAGUGCUUUCCUCUCAAUCUUAAAUAAGCAUGCCCCAUUCAAAAAAAUCAGAACUAAGAAAAGAUAUAGCCCCUGGUUCUCCUCAGACUUGACUGCCCUUGACCAGCACAAAAACAUCCUGUGGCGUACUGCAUUAGCAUCGAAUAGCCCCCGCGAUAUGCAACUUUUCAGGGAAGUUAGAAACCAAUAUACACAAGCAGUUAGGAAAGCAAAGGCUAGCUUUUUCAAACAGAAAUGUGCAUCCUGUAGCACUAACUCCAAAAGGUUUUGGGACACUGUAAAGUCCAUGAAGAAUAAGAGCACCUCCUCCCAGCUGCCCACUGCACUGAGGCUAGGAAACACUAUCACCACCGAUAAAUCUACAAUAAUCGAGAAUUUCAACAAGCAUUUUGCUACGGCUGGCCAUGCUUUCCACCUGGCUACCACUACCCCGGUCACCAGCUCUGCACCCUCUGCUGCAACUUGCCCAUGCCCCCCCCCCCCUCUUCUCCUUCACACAAAUUCAGACAGCUGAUGUUCUGAAAGAGCUGCAAAAUCUGGACCCCUACAAAUCAUCUGGGCUAGACAAUCUGGAUCCUUUCUUUCUAAAAUUAGCCGCCGAAAUUGUCACAACCCCUAUUACUAGCCUGUUCAACGUCUCUUUCGUAACGUCUGAGAUCCCCAGAGAUUGGAAAGCUGCCGCGGUCAUCCCCCUCUUCAAAGGGGGUGACACUCUAGAUCCAAACUGUUACAGACCUAUAUCCAUCCUGCCCUGCCUUUCGAAAGUUUUUGAAAGCCAAGUUAACAAACAGAUCACUGACCAUUUCGAGAUACACCGUACCUUCACCGCUAUGCAAUCCGGUUUCCGAGCUGGUCAUGGGUGCACCUCAAGCACGCUCAAGGUGCUAAACGAUAUUAUAACCGCAAUCGAUAAUAGACAGUACUGUGCAGCCGUCUUCAUCGACCUGGCCAAGGCUUUCGACUCUGUCAACCACCGCAUUCUUAUUGGCAGACUAAAUAGCCUUGGUUUCUCAAAUGACUGCCUCGCCUGGUUCACCAACUACUUCUCAACUAAAGUUCAAUGUGUCAAAUCAGAGGGCCUGUUGUCUGGACCUAUGGCAGUCUCUAUGGGGGUGCCACAGGGUUCAAUUCUUGGGCCGACUCUUUUCUCUGUGUAUAUCAAUGAUGUCGCUCUUGCUGCUGGUGAUUCUCAGAUCCACCUCUACGCAGACGACACCAUUUUGUAUACAUCUGACCCUUCAUUGGACACUGUGUUAACAAACCUCCAAACGAGCUUCAAUGCCAUACAACACUCCUUCCGUAGCCUCCAACUGCUCUUAAACACAAGUAAAACUAAAUGCAUGCUCUUCAAUCGAACGCUGCUGGCACCCGCCCACCCGACUAGAAUCACCACUCUCGACGGGUCUGACCUAGAGUAUGUGGGCAACUACAAAUACCUAGGUGUCUGGUUAGACUGUAAACUCUCCUUCCAGACUCACAUUAAGCAUCUCCAAUUCAAAGUUAAAUCUAGAAUCGGCUUCCUAUUUCGCAACAAAGCCUCCUUCACUCAUGCUGCCAAACAUGCCCUCGUAAAACUGACUAUCCUACCGAUCCUUGACUUUGGCGAUGUCAUUUACAAAAUAGCCUCCAACACUCUACUCAGCAAAUUGGAUGUAGUCUAUCACAGUGCCAUCCGUUUUGUCACCAAAGCCCCAUAUACUACCCACCACUGUGACCUGUACGCUCUUGUUGGCUGGUCCUCACUACAUAUUUGUCGCCAAACCCACUGGCUCCAGGUCAUCUAUAAAUCACUGCUAGGCAAAUCCCCGCCUUAUCUUAGCUCAUUGGUCACCAUAGCAACACCCACCCGUAGUCUGCGCUCCAGCAGGUAUAUCUCACUGGUCAUCCCCAAAGCCAACACCUCCUUUGGCCGCCAUUCCUUCCAGUUCUCUGCUGCCAAUGACUGGAACGAACUGCAAAAAUCUCUGAAGCUGGAGACUCUUAUCUCCCUCACUAACUUUAAGCAUCAGUUGUCAGAGCACCUUACCGAUCACUGCACCUGUACACAGCCCAUCUGAAAUUAGCCCACCCAACUACCUCAUCCCCAUAUUGUUAUUUAUUUUGCUAAUUUGCAUCCUAGUAUCUCUAUUUGCACAUAAUCUCUUGCACAUCUAUCAUUCCAGUUUUAAUACUAAUUGUAAUUAUUUUGCACUAUGGCCUAUUUAUUGCCUUACUUCCAUAACUUGCUACAUUUGCACACACUGUAUAUAUAUUUUCUGUUGUAUUUUUGACUCUAUGUUUGUUUUACCCCAUAUGUAACUCUGUGUUGUUGUUUUUAUCGCACUGCUUUGCUUUAUCUUGGCCAGGUCACAGUUGUAAAUGAGAACUUGUUCUUAACUGGCUUACCUGGUUAAAUAAAGGUUAAAUAAUCAUGAAUAAAUAAAAUAAACCUCUGAAAACUCCCAGUGAUAGAAAGAAACAGUCUGCUAGUGAUGAAGUGUAUGAGUUUGUGUGUGCGUGCAUACGUGCGUGCGUGUGCAUGUGUGCGUUCGUGGAUGUGUGUGUAAGUGAGAGAUAGCCUAGGUGUUGAUUCAGAGUCCUCCAGCCUGUAAGCAUGGUUGGCAUGGUUGGCAUGGCAGUCACAGAGUCACAGUCACAGAGUCACAGUCACAGAGGGACAGUCACAGAGGGACAGUCACAGAGUCACAGUCACAGAGUCACAGUCACAGAGGGACAGUCACAGAGGGACAGUCACAGAGGGACAGUCACAGAGUCACAGUCACAGAGUCACAGUCACAGAGGGACAGUCACAGAGGGACUGGCCUGGUGUCUUAUGGUGAUUACUCAUAGGGCAGAUUCUGAGUGGGGAACUGUUUCUCACACCUGAUCUGAGUUUUGAGUUUUGAGUGAGGACACAAGGCAAUAAAACACAAAUGUCUUCCAGUCAUAUGAGAGUGAUGUGAUUCUGUUUACCGGGUUGCUGUAGGUCACUGGGUUACUGUAGGUCACUGGGUUACUGUAGGUCACUGGGUUACUGUAGGUCACUGGGUUACUGUAGGUCACUGGGUUACUGUAGGUCACUGGGUUACUGUAGGUCACUGGGUUACUGUAGGUCACUGGGUUACUGUAGGUCACUGGGUUACUGUAGGUCACUGGGUUACUGUAGGUCACUGGGUUACUGUAGGUCACUGGGUUACUGUAGGUCAUGUGAAUGUGUUUGGAGUUAAGCCAAGUCAGGUUUAUUGGGUGUAGGUCUCUAACUGUACUGUAUGUCCCCCCCCCCCCCCUCCUACCUCCAUUCCUCCCCUACCUACCUCCCCCCUACCUCCCAACCUCAUUCCCUCCCUCCCCCCUCUCUCCACCCUACCUCCCAACCUCCUCCCCUCCCUCACUCCCCCCCUCCACUCUACCUCCCAACCUCCUCCCCUCCCUCCCUCCCCUCCCCCUCCCUCACCUCCCCUCCCCUCCCUCCCAGGUGACCAAGCGUGACGAGGACUCGUCGCUGAUGCAGCUAAAGGAGGAGUUCCGUACGUACGAGGCUCUGCGUCGCGAGCAUGACGCCCAGAUCGUACACAUCGCCAUGGAGGCGGGGCUCCGUAUCUCUCCUGAACAGUGGUCCUCUCUGCUCUAUGGAGACCUCAUCCACAAGUCACACAUGCAGUCUAUCAUCGAUAAGGUACACUGUCUGCCUCCACACCACUGUAUUACUGGCUUGUACUAAUCAAGAUGGACAAGAUCAAGAUCAACUCUGAUUUCUCACACAUACUAGUUCUCUUUAAGCUCAUUCAUUAACCCCCCCAUGCGUGCAUUACUAUGAGACAUACUGCAGCUAUUUUCUCACUGUAUAGUACAUUAAGCUGCUAUACUUGUACGGUGUCUUCAAGCAGCGGUCUUUAACCAUUUCUUGCCCAGGGACCACCGUCCCUGUCACGUUCGUUGAAUGACGGGUCAGACCAAGGCGCAGCGUGAUAUGCGUACAUGUUUAUUAAACUUUAAACACACGACAAAACAACAAAGGAAACGAAACGUGAAGUCCAAGGUAGAACACACAACAUACCUUACAAGGAACAAGAUCCCACAACUAGACAGUGCCAAUAGGCUGCCUAAGUAUGGUCCCCAAUCAGAGACAACGAGCGACAGCUGCCUCUGAUUGGGAACCACACCGGCCAACAUAGAUCCACACAUACUAGAUCGACAACAUAGAAAAAGCACAACAAGGAAAUAUACACACCCUGACUCAACAUAUAAGCGUCCCCUGAGUGAGGGCGUGACAGUCCCAGGCAAAGUGGCGACCUAGGGACCCCCAUCAUACGUUAGGACCACUGUCCCAGGCAAAGUGGCGACCUAGGGACGCCCAUCAUACGUUAGGACCACUGUCCCAGGCAAAGUGGCGACCUAGGGACCCCCAUCAUACGUUAGGACCACUGUCCCAGGCAAAGUGGCGACCUAGGGACCCCCAUCAUACGUUAGCAAAAACUCAUGUAUCACGUCUUGUCUUAUCAUCAGGUGAAUGAUAAUGGCAAGGAGAAGUAAUCAACAUUUUUUAAUGAAUAGAUUUGGUAGAUAGUUUUUCAUUACUUUGACCUCCCCACAUAAUAAUUGGAAGAGGAAGUGUAGGUCCAAACUCUAGCCCAUUAGCUAGAAAGGUAACUCCAAACACAUUUUCACUAAGAGCAGCUGUUUAGCUGGUUAAACAAAGGUUAGCCAUGUGUUGGCAAAAAUGAAUGUCCAAGUCAAGAAUGCUAACCAGCAGCCAGCGGCACAUGCUGCACUGGUAGCCUAUUAGCAGGUGCUUUUUCAAAGCCUAUGUCAGAUACUCCAGUAAGUGUAAUUGACUCCAAUGAGUGUAAUUUGCUCAAUAUUAGGAGUUGAGAAAUAAAGUUGACAUCAUUAGAAAUAAGAUAUUCUCCUCUUUUCUAAUGUAGGUGGUAUGUCAUAAACAUUUUGUUUAUUCUGUUGUUGCUAGCGAUAUUCAUAAAAGCAUUGAAAUAAAACAUUUAUUUUUGUCACUUGUAUUUUUAUUUUAGAAAAUAUUUUAAUGGAUCUCCUGCAGUACCUCCGCAGACCCCUGGUUGAAUACCCUUAGUGUAGAACCAGUACCACCAUAUUAAAUGACUCGUAAUUGAGUUGUUAUGUGUUUCUUCACUAACUUUCUUUUGUCUGAUGGUCACUCCCCCAGCUCCAGUCCCCAGAGUCCUUUGCAAAGAGUGUCCAGGAGCUGACGAUAGUUCUACAGAGAACAGGAGACCCGGCCAACCUGAACAGCCUCAGACCACACCUGAAACUACUGGCCAACAUCGACCACAACCCAGGUAGACACAGUACAGAUCAACCCACACCUUUCAGCCCAGGGCCUGGGGAACCCAGCAGCUUCUCCAUGCAGCUCCCUUGAGGUUUAGAACAGGGUUUCCCAAACUCGGUCCUGGGGGCCCCCCUGGGUGCACGUUUUGGUUUUUGCCCUAGCACUACACAGCUGAUUCAAAUAACCAAAGCUUGAUGAUGAGUUGGUUAUUUGAAUCAGCUGUGUAGUGCUAGGGCAAGAACCAAAACGUGUACCCAGGGGGGGCCCCCAGGACCGAGUUUGGGAAACCCUGGUUUAGACCAUCAACAAUUAUAGUACUGGACAGAAGAGGUAAUAUGAUAAUACAUCAUUGAUGCAUUUUCACUUAGUGGGUGGAAAGCCGCCAGCAGUGCAUCCACUGUGACUCACUGGACUUGUUAAGAAAUGGACAGACCGGGGCAGUGAGACAGGUGGACAGACCGGGGCAGUGAGACAGGUGGACAGACCGGGGCAGUGAGACAGGUGGACAGACCGGGGCAGUGAGACAGGUGGACAGACCGGGGCAGUGAGACAGGUGGACAGACCGGGGCAGUGAGACAGGUGGACAGACCGGGGCAGUGAGACAGGUGGACAGACCGGGGCAGUGAGACAGGUGGACAGACCGGGGCAGUGAGACAGGUGGACAGACCGGGGCAGUGAGACAGGUGUAGGUAUCUGUGGUAUAUGUUUGUGGGUUUUGUGGGUUUGUUUAGAAGCUGCAGACACUAUGACCCUAUAAUAUUGUUUAGAAACAAGACGGGGGGAUGUUGAUGUAUGUAUGCACUCACUAACUGUAAGUCGCUCUGGAUAAGAGCGUCUGCUAAAUGACUAAAAUGAGACGGGGAUGUUGAAAUCGGAUGUGUGUUUUGGUAUGUGUAGAUGCGGCAGCUCCGUCGUGGGAGGAGCUGGAGAGUGUGAUGCUGGCGGUGAAGGUGGUAGUCCAUGGUCUGGUGGAGUUUAUACACAACUUCAGUAAGAAGAACCACGAGACACCACAGGUACUGGACCGGACAUCACACGCACACACACACACACACACACACACACACACACACACACCCACACACACACACACACACACACACACACACACACACACACACACACACACACACACACACGCAUGUAUGAACAAACACACGCACGUACACACAUGCACAUAAGUACGCACACACACACACACGCACGUACGCACAAACACACAUGCACACAUACACGCACACGCACGUAUGAACACACACACGCACGUACGUACGUACGCACACACACACACACACGUACGUACGCACAAACACACACGCGCACACACGCACGUAUGAACACACACGCACGUACGUACGCACACACACACACACGCACUUAUGAACACACACACACACGUACGCACACACACACACGUACGUACGCACACACACACGCACACACACGCACACACAUGCAUGCACGCAUGCGUGCAAAAUCGCACACGCACAUACACACGUGCAAACGUAAUACACCUGUUAAAUGUACAACAGAGACAAUGUAAGAGACAUUGAUAUGUCCCUUCAACAAGCACAGUGUUUUCGCUAUUGUCAGUAACAUUGUGUGUUGUCUGUCUCCUCUCCAUGCAGCCACAGGCCAACAGCAAGUAUAAGACCAGUAUGUGUCGAGACCUCCGGCAGCAGGGGGGCUGUCCCCGAGGAUCCAACUGCACCUUCGCACACACACAGGACGAGCUAGAGACGUGAGGGAGAACACCACCACACUGUGAUACACAGACCUCAAUAUACAGUUUUUAUCAAAGCUUUUCUGUGAACAAAAUCUUAAACGACCUACCCUUUCUUAUUCUCUCUCUUUUUCUCUCUUUUUCUAUUUCUCUCUCUCUCUCUCUCUCUCUGUUCCCCCCUCUCUCACUCUCUGUUCCCCCCUCUCUCCACACUAUCCCUCUCUCCACCCUCUCCCUCUCUCCACCCUCUCCCUCCCCCUUUCAAGGAACAGAAUGAGAAACAAGAAGAUCAGUGGCGUGGGCCGGCCCUACCCCCUGGCCCAAGGGAGUAUGGGUAGUGGUCUGAGUAUGGAGGGGGAUGACUCAGGAGAGGAGGCUUGCACUGGGGGACUGAAGGGCUCAGACAAGGGGGGGUCAGGGUCCCUAACGGAGGUGGCCACACACCCCCAGCUCAUCCCCAGGGGAGGGGAUAUGAUGGAGAAUAUGAAGAGGGAGAGGUCUGUUCCCAACGGAUCCAACGGACUCACAGGCUCCAGACGCUCCUCAUCUGGCUCUAUGGAACAGUAAGUAAUCCUCUGUCACAUUAGUCUUGUUCUACUGUAAUGCUUUAUGCUAUCAUUACAGUAGCAUGGCAUUACUUUCACCUAGUGACUGUGGUUUCACAUACUGUCACGUACUGUAUAUUCUUAUUAUUCAUGAUGAUGACUCAUCACUGAUGAGUAUGAAACGUUCAGGCUGAAAGUGGGAUGAUUCAGCUGUCUUUAAUGUGUCAUCAUGAACAAUGAGACAUGGUGUUGUCUCUCUAGACUGACAUCCUUUCUCUGUUUCUCUCUGUCUCUCUCUGUGUCUCUUGCUGUCUCUGUGUCUCGCUCUCUCUCUCGCUCUCUCUCUGUCGCUCUCUCUCUCUCUGUGUCUCUCUCUGUCUCUCUCUGUGUCUCUCUGUGUCUCUCUCUAUGUCUCUCUCUGUCUCUCUCUCUCUCUCCUCUCUGUCCUCCUCCUCUCUCUCUCCUCCUUCUCCGCCCUCUCCUCCCCUUUCGCUUGGCGGUCUCUGGCCGGCCCCUGCCCUUUUGGUCCCCUUUUGGUUCCUCCCUGGCUCUCCUGGCUCGGGCUCGGCCCCGGGUCUGGCCCUGGUCCCCGUGUCCGGCGGUUGAUGGGGUAUUUUCGGGGGCCCGUUUUCCCUCCCUCUUCCGCCUCCCCUCCGCUCUCCUCGUUAUUUUUUCUUCAAAUCUCCCAACAUCUUCUCUCAUGGGCUUUUCUUGCUUUGCCCACAUGUAAUUGUUAAAGCUUUUUCGGGUGGAAACUAUUUUACGGUAGGGAAUCUAGCGGGGGUUUGCAGAAUGAAGGGUCAAAAAGGGUUCCUUUCAGGUGGGGGGGGUUUGCUGGGUUGGUGUGUUCUCUUUGUUUUUGGGGGGUUUUGGGGCUUUGUCGGACACUUUUUGGGGUCCCUGCCCUUUUCCUCUCUGCGGUUCUGAAUUGAAUUCGUUUUUUCUUUCGGGUUUCGGUUCUUGGUCUCUCUCUCCCUCUCGCUCUUCUCUCCUCUCUCUCUCUCUCCUCUCUCUCCUCUCUCUUGCUCAUCUCUCUCUCUCUCUCUUCCCCUCUCCUCUCUCUGUCGCUCUCUCUCUCUAUCAGGAAGUCUAUUUCUCCUCCAAAGACACCCGUAAAUCACUCCUCAGCUCCUUCUCCCUAUGGCCCAGGGUCUAGACUAGAGUGUGACUCUGCACACCCCAAACAGGCCCACUACCUAAUGAUAAGACCCCCGCAUCAGCCCCUUCCCCACCAACCUCAGUCCUCUGAACUGUGCUACCAGGAACCCCGACCUCCCUACGACGCGCAGCCCUACCAGCCAGCCAGUGAGUACAGCCAUCUCAGAGACAGGUGACGGGUGUCUGUCAGACCUGGGUUCAAAUAGCAUUUUAUUUCUUUCAAAUACGUUAGCGUUUGAUUGAGCAUCCCUGAGUGCCAGAGGGGCGGGGUCUGCACAGACUAUUCCAUUGGUUCCAUUGCACCAGACAAGUAUAAUCAAUUGCAGCUAAAGUAUUUUAAAGAAAACAAAUUCCAUUGAAUCCAGGUCUGUCCGAUUCACUCUAUUCAAUCUUUCAUCAUUUAAAUACGGUAUUUUGUAGACUCACUGAUGUCCUUUGUCCCUCCCUGCUCCUUUAGGUAACUACUACCCUUCUGCGAUACACCACCACAAACCCUGCGUGGCUCGCUUCCUCCGUUCCAGCCACGUCCCAGAGUCCUCUCUGCCCCCAUCCAUGGCCCCUCCGUACUCAGAGCAGCACCCCUCCUUGCCCCCACCACGGGAACAUGCUGGUCCCUCUCCCUACGGUCCGCCACAGGUCCCCCAGUACGGGCCCCUGGCCCCGGCCCACGGUGGCUACGCUCCCCUGUAUGACAGCCGGCGUAUGUGGAGGCCCCAGCUGUACCACAGAGAGGACGCCAGGAGUAACUCGCUGCCUCCCGAGGUGCUGCACUCCUCUCUGUACCAGCCCCCCCUCCCAAGGUGUCCCAAGCCCCUAUGCCAGGGGGGACAUAGGCCCCCUUUGAAACAUUAG